AUGGAAAGAAGACAGGAUUUAAAGGAGAAGGCGAGGCACUCCAAGCGGCUCCUGGACAACCCAGGUCCCAUCGAGUGUGGCGACCACGGGCGCCUGUCUCCCGCUGGUCGCGGCCCCACGGUGCGACGCCACUGGGUGUCCGCCCGGUCCAAGAUGAAGGAGGUCGAUGCAGGUGGCGAGCGACAACCUUUGGCGAUGGCCCAUCGUUUAAUGUCCUAA
Acanthamoeba castellanii str. Neff is the source of this 219-nucleotide messenger RNA. RefSeq lists its product as uncharacterized. NCBI's taxonomy places the organism in Eukaryota, Discosea, Longamoebia, Acanthamoebidae. The coding region runs from base 1 to 219 and encodes 72 amino acids. The transcript has 2 exons. The record is from RefSeq and is a predicted model, not a curated record.